UCUGGGAUAGCAGCAUUUUAGCGUUUUGCCUAAUAUUGUUUUGGGCUGUUUUUAACCCACGCGAAUUUAUAGCAUCGACAUUCAGAUAUCGACAUGAAGGAAGGAUUUACUGGCGUCUUCUUUCCAAAUGGAAUGCUUUGGAUUGCAUUUUUCUUUCUAAGAUUUUUCUGCAUUUAUGGCGACCUGACGUAUUCAAUACCAGAGGAGAUGAAACCAGGGGCUGUGGUUGGGAAUAUAGCGAAGGAUCUCGGACUCGACGUCCGGGGAUUAUUACUGCGCAGUGCUCGAAUAGAUUUGAAGGGCAGUCGAAAACGGUAUUGUGAGUUAAAUGUCCAGACAGGUGAACUAAAGAUUGCUGAAAAAAUUGACAGGGAAGUAAUGUGUGGAUCAAAAGCAACGUGUUCAUUAAAAUAUGAUUUAGUCAUGGAAAAUCCCCUGGAGCUACAUAAAAUCUUACUGCAAAUUCAGGAUAUAAACGACAACUCACCCCAGUUUCCAAACAACGAAAUGAAGCUGUCGAUUCCAGAAUCAGCAGACAAGGGCGCACGCUUUUCUUUGGAUAUGGCGAAGGACUCUGAUGUGGGUAGAAACAGCAUUCAAAGCUAUACACUGGAGAAGAACGACCAUUUCAGCUUAUCUGUUCAAUCAAAUGCCGAUGGAGUGAAAUACAGCGAGCUGGUUUUAGACAAAGAGCUUGAUCGUGAAGAGCAGCAGCAGUUUACGCUAUUGCUUACUGCUGUUGAUGGAGGCGCUCCUCAGAGAUCCGGUGGUGCGACGAUACACGUCACUGUCUUGGACGCUAACGAUAACCGUCCAGUAUUCAGUGAGCCAGUUUAUAAAGUCAGUCUACCUGAAAACUCUCCUGUAGGUACUCUGGUUGUAACUGUAAGUGCUACAGAUGCAGAUGAAGGAGCUAAUGGAGAGGUCACUUAUGUAUUCAGUCUGAUAUCAGAUAAAGCAGUCAGCCUCUUUACAAUGGAUAAAGUUAGUGGCGAGAUCAAAGUAGCUGGACCAAUAGACUAUGAGGAUGAGAUUGAUUAUGAAAUUACAGUUCAGGCAAAGGAUGGCUUUGGUUUAGCCUCAAGUGCAAAAGUCAUUAUUGAUGUCACUGAUGUGAAUGACAAUGCACCUGUAAUUUAUGUUAAAUCACUGAAAAAUCCAGUUCCUGAAAAUGCUGCACCUGGUACAGAGGUGGGCAUUAUUAAUGUGCAGGAUGAAGACUCAGAGGGGAACCGCCAGUUGCGUUGCACUAUUCAGCAAAAUGUGCCCUUUAAGUUAAAUCCAUCUAUUGAAAACUAUUAUUCACUUGUCACAACAAGCAAAUUAGACCGUGAACAGAUAACAGACUAUAAUAUAACUCUUAUAGCCACGGAUGAAGGAAGUCCACCAUUGUCAUCCUCUAAAGUUAUCCAUCUCUCUGUGUCAGAUGUGAAUGACAACCCACCCAUAUUUGAGGAACAGUCCUACAGUGCAUAUGUGACUGAGAACAACAAGCCUGGCUCCUCUGUCUGUUCUGUUACUGCGAGAGACCCAGACUGGAGACAGAAUGGCACAGUGUUCUACUCUCUGUUGCCCAGUGAGGUCAAUGGUGUUCCGGUCUCCUCAUAUGUAUCCAUUAAUGGAGACACAGGGGUGAUCCAUGCUGUGAGGGCCUUUGACUACGAGCAGUUCAGAAGCUUCAAAGUUCAGGUUGUAGCCAGAGACAAUGGUUCUCCUCCACUCAGCAGCAACGUGACUGUGAGUGUGUUCAUAACAGAUGAGAAUGAUAACGCUCCUCAGAUAUUGUACCCUACUCCAGAAGGAAACUCCUUCAUGACUGAGAUGGUUCCUAAAGCUGCUCUUUCUGGCUCGCUGGUCUCCAAAGUGAUCGCUGUUGAUGCUGACUCUGGACAGAACGCGUGGCUGUCGUAUCAGAUCGUGAAGUCGACUGAUCCGGGACUUUUCACUAUUGGUCUCCACAGUGGAGAGAUCAGGGCUCAGAGGGACAUUUCUGAAUCUGACAGCAUGAAGCAGAACCUUGUGAUCUCAGUGAAAGAUAACGGACAGCCCUCUCUCUCUACAACCUGUGCCGUAUAUUUACUCAUCUCUGAUAAUUUGGCUGAAGUUCCUGAACUGAAAGACAUGUCUUAUGAGGAGAGCAAUUCCAAACUCACAUCUUAUCUGAUCAUUGCUCUGGUGUCUGUUUCCACAUUCUUCCUCACUUUUAUUAUCCUGAUCAUUGCUGUGAGGUUGUGUCACAGGAGAAAGCCCAGACUGUUGUUUGAUGGAGCAGUAGCCAUUCCCAGUGCAUAUUUACCUCCCAACUAUGCAGAUGUUGAUGGAACUGCAACUCUCCGUAGUGCUUACAACUAUGACGCCUAUAUGACCACAGGGUCACGUACCAGUGACUUCAAGUUUGUCAGCUCUUACAAUGACAGCACCCUCUCUGCCGGAAAUACUUUACAGAAGACUCAACAUGACAAUAGUGCCUGCCUUGACUUCACAGAUACUGGAUCUAAGUUCUCUACUCUGGUAAACAAUCUUUCAGUAGUUUGA
Sardina pilchardus (European sardine) is the source of this 2535-nucleotide messenger RNA. RefSeq names its product protocadherin gamma-A12-like. Gene Ontology annotation, molecular function: calcium ion binding. Gene Ontology annotation, cellular component: plasma membrane. Lineage: Eukaryota; Metazoa; Chordata; Actinopteri; Clupeiformes; Clupeidae. Gene Ontology annotation, biological process: homophilic cell-cell adhesion. The record is from RefSeq and is a predicted model, not a curated record. The transcript has a single exon. Bases 94 to 2535 code for a protein of 813 amino acids.